AUGUCGUCGACACCGCAGGUGAUUUUAGUUUUUAGUGGAAAAAGAAAAUCGGGGAAAGAUUAUGUAACAGAUUUACUUCAAAAGAGAUUUGGUGAAAAUGUUUGCACUAUUAUGAGGCUUUCCUCACCACUGAAAGGUCAAUAUGCCAAGGAUCAUGAUUUAGAUUUUGAGAAGUUACUGGAUGCGUCAGAAUAUAAAGAGAAAUAUCGUAAAGAUAUGAUAAGAUGGGGAGAAGAACAGCGACAGAAAGAUCCUGGUUAUUUUUGUCGUUUGGCUACAAGUGGAGAUAACUCUGAUAAACCAAUCUGGAUAAUUAGUGAUGCUAGGAGAAAAACUGAUGUGGAAUACUUUAAAACUAACUAUAGUCAACUAACUAAAACUGUUCGGGUAGAAGCUGAUGAGAAGGUUCGACAAGAUCGAGGUUUUAUAUUCACUACAGGUGUAGAUGAUGCCGAGUCAGAAUGUGGAUUAGAUGAAGGGAUUAAUUGGGAUUAUAUAAUUAAUAAUAAUAACGAUGAGAAUCUAUUGAACUCUACUCUAAAACCUCUGAUACAACACGUUGAAAAUCAACCAAAAUCUUGA
Molecule: messenger RNA, 582 nt
Organism: Lottia gigantea (owl limpet)
Lineage: Eukaryota; Metazoa; Mollusca; Gastropoda; Lottiidae
Exons: 4
Coding region: 1-582 (193 amino acids)
Biological process (GO): isopentenyl diphosphate biosynthetic process, mevalonate pathway; cholesterol biosynthetic process
Cellular component (GO): cytoplasm
Molecular function (GO): phosphomevalonate kinase activity
Source: RefSeq, a predicted model, not a curated record